Eruca vesicaria subsp. sativa (arugula) is the source of this 2288-nucleotide messenger RNA. Lineage: Eukaryota; Viridiplantae; Streptophyta; Magnoliopsida; Brassicales; Brassicaceae. The record is from the annotation of a GenBank genome assembly.
GUCGAAGCAGUGUCUUAUUUGGUCAAAUGAUACCAAUCUGAAACAAAAGAAAAGAAAAAACAAAACCCAAUCUUGCGUACACACAUCUCCUCCUCCAUCUCUUUCUCUCUUCCACAUCGCUUAGUCUGAAUUCGAAUUGGGUUUUCAUUUUUUCUUACUCAAAGUUGGUUUAUUUCCUCUUUUUGGAUAGAGUUUAACAUCAGAUUCUUGGUUUCAAGUUGCCCGGAAAAAUGAAGUUGUGUGUGCUAUGGUUGAAUUAGGGUUUCUACAAUACUAAAGAGUUGAUUCUCAUGGGUUGCAUAAUCUCUAAGAAGAAGUCUCCGAAGAGAAACCAUCCACAACCAUCGGAGAAGCGUUCUUCUUCUAGGAUUGAUGAUUCGAGCCAGAGUAAAGAAGAGCAACAAGAGGGAUCGAAGUUCAGUUCAAGUAGGUUGUCUCCGGAGAUUGCAGAGAUUGGUGAUACUGAUGAUGAAGAUGAAGAUAAGGAACUAAAGAGAGAGCCUAGUAGUGUCGUUGUUGCAGAGGUAGUUUCGGGAUGGCCUGCUUGGCUAGUCUCAGUGGCUGGUGAAGCACUUGUGGGUUGGACUCCACGACGUGCUAGCACCUUUGAGAAACUGGAAAAAAUUGGGCAAGGUACGUAUAGCAGUGUAUACAAGGCUCGUGAUCUUUUGAAUAACAAGAUUGUUGCGCUUAAAAGAGUCCGGUUUGAUCUUAGCGAUUUGGAGAGUGUUAAGUUUAUGGCUAGAGAGAUCAUUGUAAUGAGAAAGCUUGAUCAUCCUAAUGUACUUAAGUUAGAGGGCUUGAUCACUGCCUCUGCUUCAUCUUCUCUUUACUUGGUUUUCGAGUAUAUGGAUCAUGAUCUCCUUGGACUUGCUUCCAUCCCCGGUAUCAAGUUCUCUGAGCCUCAGGUGAAAUGUUACAUGAAACAACUUCUAAGCGGACUUCAUCACUGUCACACUCGCGGUGUUCUGCAUCGUGAUAUUAAGGGCUCGAACCUACUGAUUGACAGUAACGGGGUUUUGAAGAUAGCAGAUUUCGGGUUAGCAACGUUUUUUGAUCCACAGAAGCAUGUUCCGCUGACUAGCCGUGUUGUGACUCUUUGGUAUCGACCACCAGAGCUUCUGCUUGGAGCUUGUCAUUAUGGUGUUGGUGUUGAUUUGUGGAGCACAGGCUGUAUCUUAGGCGAGUUAUAUUCAGGGAAACCCAUCUUGCCGGGGAAAACCGAGGUGGAGCAACUGCAUAAAAUCUUCAAGCUGUGUGGUUCACCAACAGAAGAUUACUGGAGGAAGCUGAAGCUACCACCUUCCGCUGCGUUUAGACCCGCGCUUCCUUAUGGAAGACGUGUAGCACAGAUGUUUAAGGACUUACCUACGAAUGUGCUUUCGCUUUUGGAGGCUUUACUAUCUAUAGAUCCUGACCGGAGAGGCUCUGCAGCUAAGGCUCUUGAGAGUGAGUACUUCAAAACAGAGCCGUUUGCUUGUAAUCCAUCUUCUCUACCAAAAUAUCCUCCAAGCAAAGAGAUUGAUGCUAAAAUCCGCGACGAUGCCAAGAGGCAAGAGAAUAAUGAAAGACAAGAAGACUCUCAGACCAGACAAUCACAUGAAAGAAAACUUAUCCCACCACUCAAAGCUAAUCCAUCACUCACAUCGGCUAUGGAGAUUACAAAGGACAUGACCAGCAACAAUCCAACGGGUGGAAGAGUCUCUCACUCGGGUCCGAUGAUGAAAAACCGGAAUCACAGUCAGUUUACAUACAUGAAGGACAAUGCAGCCCCUUCAACCAGGGCUAACUUAGCAGGACAAAGCGGUUCGCGUGUUGACACAAUUGGCUCGUAUCAAACAAUCAUGGAUCAGCAAAGGAUGAAUUUGAGAGCAUUCAACAGAGCUGACACUAUGGAUAAUAGUAACAGGCAAAUCAGAAACCCAAAUGACCCAUCUUGGUAUGAUGCUGGGGAUAACAAGAUGUACAUGUCGGGUCCAUUGCUGGCUCAGCCAAGUAAAGUGGAUCAGAUGCUGGAAGAACACGACCGGCAGCUCCAGGAAUUCACCAGACAGAAAGCAAAAAAAUCCAGAAGCUGAUAGCAUAAUGUUCGGAAUGAUUUUGCUUAUUUUUCCGGGAAAAGAAAAAAAAAUGUAAUAGAGAUUUAAGAGAUUGUUGGCUUUAUAAAAUAAAAGCUCAGCUAUGUGAUUAUAUGGAACAUGUAUACAGACUCAUGACAGCGUUUGAUCUUUGUGUACAUACAUGUAUAUAUACAUUUCUUCAUAUAUUAUAGAUAUGUGUACAUAGAG